UUUGUUAACACCCUCGUUGAAAUGCUUUCUUUCUCUUACUAUGUGCUCUUCUGCAAUAAAUCAUCUCCAAACGUAAGGAAACGUACAAAAUAUGUACCAUUUACAUCAAAUGUAUGCGACUGUUUGCCCGGUGUAGAUGACCUGACAGAGUGUCAAUGUCAUCUCCCUGAUCUGACUGGCGACGACAUCCUACUUACGAGCCACAUGAGGGAGUGCCAGUCUUGUCAGCGCGUGGUCACACCCUACCUCUUCCACAUCAAAACGUGCCACAAAAUCAACUGUGAGCGCUGCGCCCACGUGCGACGGUUGUACUGUGGACACGUGUUUACGUGUGACAAGGAGGAGUGUGACGUCACAGGGUGUGUGGAGACGAGAGAGGACAUCCGGGGCAGCCAGCUGAGUCCUGAGGACCUCCAGAACGACAAACAGUUUAAGGACAAGAUCUCAGCCCGUCUAAGAAAGAGCACAAGCCCUACUGAGUGUGGAGGGAUCUUCCGUGCAUUCCAGCAGGCCGAAUACUGGGCAGUUGCAGUGGGACCGGUUAACCUCCAUCGGCACCAGGUCAACAACAGGCUGCUACAGAUGUGCUGUCGCAUCCUACCCCACACAGUAUCGCUCGCUGAGCAAGCGUUCAUCGCCUGCCUCAGUCAUAGCGAUGGGGGUGGCUGGAAUGAAGAUUCCAUCGAUCACGUGAACACCACGUGCACGGCCCGUGAGAUGGGCCCAACGGACACAGCGGUCAUCAACCCACACCCUUACACUUUCCUCAUCAACAACCCCGGGAAGUGCGGCGGUAGUGAAGUAUUUCUGCUCAUCAUUGUCACAUCCUCGCCGGAGAACUACGCGCAGAGGUCUGCCGUACGCCAAACGUGGGGUAACGAGACCAACGUGCCGGGCACUGUCAUCAAAACUGUGUUCGCGGUGGGCAAACCGGGCAACGCUUCCACACAGCGUGGCCUCGAGUACGAAAACAAAGUCCACAAGGACAUUAUCCAAGAGGACUUCGUCGACUCGUAUAAAAACUUGACGCUGAAAACCGUCAUGUGUAUGAGGUGGGCCUCAGAGUUCUGUCCCUGCGCCAAGUUCGUUAUGAAAGCAGACGACGAUACCUUGGUGAACAUUUUUAAGUUAGUAAGACUUCUUAGAACCAAGGUGCCCAAGAAGUUUGUGACAGGGCAUGUUUACAGCGGAGCCCGGCCGGAUAGGAACGCAGAUGUCCGUUGGUACGUGGGCAAGGAAGAGUAUCCCAGAGAAACCUUCCCGAAAUACCCCAGUGGAUUCGCGUACGUUAUGUCUUAUGACGUCACGGGCCUUAUCUACCAGGUGUCCUUGACCUUGAAGUACCUAUUUCUCGAAGACGUGUUCUUGGGACUUUGUUUAGAACGACUAAAGGUCGAGCCUGUGUACGACGGUCGCUUCUACCCCUGGGGAUGGGCGCCUUGCCAAGCGCCAUUUAAUAACAGGAUCGCUUCUCAUUUGUUAAAAACUCAUGACGCUAUGAUCAGUGCGUGGCAUGACGCCAUCAGUUGCUAGGCAAUGCUAUAAGACCGUCUUUUUUGACGUCAAGAAUCGAUGUGCCUGAGUAAUAUU
Molecule: messenger RNA, 1590 nt
Organism: Branchiostoma floridae (Florida lancelet)
Lineage: Eukaryota; Metazoa; Chordata; Leptocardii; Amphioxiformes; Branchiostomatidae
Product: beta-1,3-galactosyltransferase 1-like
Exons: 6
Coding region: 22-1533 (503 amino acids)
Cellular component (GO): membrane
Molecular function (GO): hexosyltransferase activity
Source: RefSeq, a predicted model, not a curated record